GGGGGGCGCAAAGGCGGGAGGCUGCGCUGUGCCCACUCUCCUGACAGUCGGGCGUGUUACCUCAGGAACAUGGUGUAGGGAAGCUGGAAGCAGGAUAACCCAAAAUCCAAGAGGCACCAGGCUGAAGACCAUGGUGUCGAAGCUGAGCCAUCUCCAAGUGGAGCUGCUGGGAGCACUGCUGGAGUCGGGGCUGACCAAGGAGACCCUGAUCAAGGCGCUGAGCGAGGUGGAACCCUACGGGCUCCAGAGUGAAAGUCAGCGCGCCAUCAAUGCCCUGCAGACAGAGAAAGGGGAGCCCUGUCCCGACAUCCCCAACCUCCCCAACGGCAUCGGGGAGUCCAGGUUAUCGGAAGAUGAAACCUCCGAUGACGGGGAGGAAUUUACCCCUCCAAUAAUGAAGGAGCUGGAAAACUUGAGCCCUGAGGAGGCUGCUCACCAGAAGGCUGUGGUGGAAAGACUAUUACAAGAGGAUCCCUGGCGAGUAGCAAAGAUGGUGAAAUCCUACCUCCAGCAGCACAACAUCCCUCAGCGUGAGGUGGUGGACACGACUGGCCUGAACCAGUCCCACCUCUCACAGCACCUCAACAAGGGCACUCCCAUGAAGACCCAAAAACGGGCAGCCCUGUACACCUGGUACGUCCGGAAGCAGCGGGAGGUGGCCCAGCAAUUCACACAUGCUGGCCAGGGUAUCCUGACAGAGGAGCCCAUGGGAGAUGACCUGCCCACCAAGAAGGGAAGAAGAAACCGCUUCAAGUGGGGUCCUGCCUCCCAACAGAUCCUGUUCCAAGCCUAUGAAAGGCAGAAAAACCCCAGCAAAGAGGAGAGGGAGGCCCUGGUGGAAGAGUGCAACAGGGCAGAGUGUAUCCAGAGGGGUGUUUCCCCAUCUCAGGCCCAGGGACUGGGCUCGAACCUGGUGACAGAGGUCAGAGUUUACAACUGGUUUGCCAACCGCAGGAAGGAGGAGGCUUUCCGGCACAAGUUGGCCAUGGACACCUUCAGUGGACCCCAACCCACCUCUGGCCCCCCCCUCACUCCUCACAACUCCUCUUCCCUCCAACCACCAGCUGCUCUCUCACCCACCAAAGUUCACGGAGUGAGGUACAACCAGCAGCCAGCCAGCGAGGCAGAGUCCUCCAGCAGCAACCCCCACGGGAACAGCUCCAUGGUGACCACCCAAACCAUCCUGCACCAGGUUUCUCCCCCGGGACUGGAGCCCAGUCAGAACCUACUGAGCACAGACACUAAGCUGGUGUCAGCUCCUGGAGGAACCCUCCCUCCUGUCAGCACCCUGACUGCCCUGCACAGCCUGGAGCAGAGCCCACACGCCCUGAGCCAGCAGACCCAGAACCUGAUCAUGGCAUCCCUGCCGGGCGUCAUGGCCAUCGGGGCGGGCGAGCCCCCGUCCCUGGCACCCGCCUUCACCAACACCGGAGCCUCCACCCUGGUCAUCGGCCUGGCUUCAACCCAGCCCCAGAGUGUACCUGUGAUAAACAGCAUGGGGAGCAGCCUCACAACCCUGCAGCCUGUCCAGUUCUCCCAGCAACUGCACCCCUCCUACCAGCAGCCCCUCAUGCAGCAAGUCCAGAGCCACAUCAACCAGAGCCCCUUCAUGGCUACCAUGGCCCAGAUACAGAACCCUCACGCUCUCUACGGCCCCAAGUCUGAAGGGGCCCAGUACACACACACAGGCCUCUUACCACAAACCAUGGUGAUAACAGACACAGCCAACCUCAGCGCCCUGACCAACCUGACACCAACUAAACAGGCAUUCACCCCUGACUCAGAGACUCACACCGAGUCUGGGAUGCACACACCAGUGUCACAGGCACCAACAAUCCACCUACAGAACCAGGACACCACCAUCCAGCACCUUCAGCCAGGCCCACGCCUCUCCUCAAGCCCUGCGGUGUCCUCCAGCAGCCUGGUGCUGUACCAGAGCUCCGACCCCACCAACAGCCACAGCCAGCUGCUGCCAUCCACCCACAACGUCAUCGAGACCUUCAUCUCCACACAGAUGGCCUCCUCCACCCAGUGAUCACCACAGCUGCCCCCAGGGUGACUCAGGUGCAACUCCAACCGUGUUUGCCAUCACUGUCACCUCUGUCACCACGGGAAGGAAGGGCUGCUGUGCUGAGCCAGCCCCCACUGCCUCACACAGACCCCUGCUCAGCUGCCUCCAGGAGAGAAAAUGUCUCAGGUUCCAGACAGAAGCCAUGGGAAGAUGAUGCUGGCACUGCUAAAAUCCACUGCCCUCCCCAGAAACAGCAAACCCAAACCCCCACAGGCCACCACAGAAUGACCAGACAUCCUUUUGUGGCUGCCCAAAAGGAAAUCCCACCAAGCCAGGGACCUGACUGAAAUAUGGCAGCAGUGCCAGGGCCUGGAUGGGGCUUUCAUUCAGCUCAGCUUUCAUCAAGCUGGGCCUGUCCAAACCUGCCAACACCAGACUAUGCCAUGAAGGAAAGAGCAAAGCUGAGCUGCCAAAGAAGGGACACCAUCUUUAAAACACUCUCCUCCUUUGCUGAAGGAGCACCAAUAAUAACAAUAACAGCACCUUGGAGGCAAGAGAGAGAACUUGGUUCCUGACUUUGCAAAGAAAAUCACCAAGAAACACAUUUGGGAAUGGCUUGGCACAAACCUGUCAGCAUGGGAUCACUGACUACAAGCUACAAAUCCUUAAUUAACAACCAAAGUACUAAACAUUCUCAGUUACAAAUGACCUGCUCUAAAAUCAUGCUAUCCCAGUGGAAAUGGCUUGGUUAUUUUUGAUAUAGCUCUGCUUUGUUUUAAAUGCAGAAAUUAAAGUUUAACAGCAGCAAGGAGAUUCCAGUUCUCUGCAUUAACCCUGUGGAUUCUUAUCUCAUGUGACUUGCUCAAUGAUUUGGAGGAUGGCAUUCCCCACUGGUCCCUGACACUGCACAACACCUGGGAGGUUCCUAAGCUGCACAGAGUAGAGGUUCCUUCAGCUUUCUCUAUAAACAUGUCAGCUUGGAUUCAUUUUACAGAACGUGGCUCAUUCUUGGCUUCC
Molecule: messenger RNA, 3028 nt
Organism: Manacus vitellinus (golden-collared manakin)
Lineage: Eukaryota; Metazoa; Chordata; Aves; Passeriformes; Pipridae
Gene: HNF1A
Product: HNF1 homeobox A
Exons: 10
Coding region: 131-2035 (634 amino acids)
Biological process (GO): insulin secretion; liver development; pancreas development
Cellular component (GO): nucleus
Molecular function (GO): DNA-binding transcription factor activity, RNA polymerase II-specific; RNA polymerase II cis-regulatory region sequence-specific DNA binding
Source: RefSeq, a predicted model, not a curated record